Molecule: messenger RNA, 1395 nt
Organism: Ylistrum balloti
Lineage: Eukaryota; Metazoa; Mollusca; Bivalvia; Pectinida; Pectinidae
Product: calcitonin gene-related peptide type 1 receptor-like
Exons: 11
Coding region: 1-1338 (445 amino acids)
Biological process (GO): cell surface receptor signaling pathway; adenylate cyclase-modulating G protein-coupled receptor signaling pathway
Cellular component (GO): plasma membrane
Molecular function (GO): calcitonin receptor activity
Source: RefSeq, a predicted model, not a curated record
AUGAAUAACUCAUCGUUUCCAUACUACCUGGACCCGGAAUUACUUUCCGAAACAACCACUACAAAAGGUGUCCCAACAUCGCUCUCUUUGAGCCCCGAGCAGGAGAUGGUACGUGGAAUCUGGAUGGCGUGGUAUGAAUGCAAUGUCACCGUUAUGUCACAACCGUAUCCUAGCGACGGCGGGCUGUACUGUAACGCAACGUUUGAUGGCUGGGAUUGUUGGAACUACACGUCUGCAGGGACCCGGAUAUAUCAUGAUUGUCCUACUUUUCUUCGGCACAAAUAUGGCAGACCUUCAGGCCAAGCGUUCAAGGAUUGUCAGGAGGACGGAACGUGGCUGACCCAUCCUGACACUGGGCGGAUAUGGACCAACUAUACUCUUUGUGCCAGCAACAAGGAGACGCUUCAGAAGGUCAUUAGUGUGUAUUACAGUGGCUAUUCAUUAUCCAUCAUUCUCUCCGUAGCUGCACUUCUAAUUUUCUCCUACUUCCGACAGCUUCAUUGUAGUCGGGUAACACUGCAUAAGAAUCUCUUUGUCACCUACAUCUUAUCCGGGGCAGCCUGGAUCCUCAUGUAUGCCCUAAGGGCAAAUCCGGCCAUGGUGAAAGAGAACAAGCCAUGGUGCCAGGCACUGCACGUGGUCACGCAGUAUCUGACGAUUUGUAACUAUUUCUGGAUGUUUUGUGAAGGUUUUUAUCUACACACACUUAUCGUCUUCGCCUUCACGAACGACAAGCGACUCCUGGUCAUCUGUUACGUGAUCGGCUGGGUCGGGCCACUGAUCCCUACAGUGGUGUAUGCGUCAGUCCGUGGUUCUAAACCGGAACUACGUCAUGGUUGUUGGUCGCGUACAACAGAUGAAAAUUGGAUACUUACUGGGCCUGUAGUUGUGUCAUUAGUGGUAAAUUUUCUAUUUUUGCUAAACAUUUUACGGAUCCUGUUGUCUAAGCUGCGGGCGGUGAACUCCAAUGAAGCACAUCAGUCCAGACGAGCAGCGCGUGCCACCUUAAUUCUAAUACCUCUGCUUGGCCUGCAGUACUUCGUCAUCCCUUUUCAGCCCGACACGCCAUCACCUAUUUACGAUAUCAUAUCUGCCGUACUGACAUCGUAUCAGGGGGUACUGGUCGCGCUGUUCUUCUGCUUCUUUAACGGUGAAGUUAUAAACGUAGUUCGGCGGAAGUGGAAAUUAAUGAGGGAGAGAUUAGGCAGUGUGGACUUGAAGCGGAGCAAUACAUUCAAUGUGAGCCUUUUAGAGACAACGUAUGUUCCAAGAAAUACGUCUGCAAAUGGUUCAUUUCACAGGAAGGCCGACGAAAGAGCAGCAUCUGUGAAGGUCUGAGUUGUUCUAGUUAAACAUCUAUAAAAGUUGAUAUUCUGUUAGCUUGUUUUUCACUUA